UCCUCUCUUCCUCCUCCUCCUCCGCCUCCUCCUACCAUCCUUAGUACCAGUACUAGGCUAGUCUAGCAGAGAAGAAAAUUCAAAAAAAAAAAGAAAUUAGAAAUUUAGCAAAGGGCAAAAAAGGGAGGACAAAAAUGGGUUCCGAUUUGCAAUUGCCGCCUGGUUUCAGAUUCCAUCCGACCGAUGAAGAACUUGUGAUGCAUUAUCUGUGUAGAAAAUGUGCUUCUCAAGUGAUUGCUGUUCCUAUUAUCGCAGAAAUUGACCUCUACAAAUAUGACCCAUGGGAUUUACCUGGUUUGGCUUUGUACGGGGAGAAAGAAUGGUACUUCUUCUCGCCGAGGGACAGGAAGUAUCCGAACGGGUCGAGGCCGAAUAGGGCUGCGGGGAGCGGGUACUGGAAGGCAACCGGCGCGGAUAAGCCGAUUGGAAACCCGAAGCCGGUUGGAAUAAAAAAGGCGCUGGUUUUUUACGCCGGAAAAGCUCCCAAGGGCGAGAAGACUAACUGGAUUAUGCAUGAGUACCGGCUCGCCGACGUCGAUCGUUCUGCUCGGAAAAAGAACAACAACAACUUGAGGUUGGAUGAUUGGGUGCUGUGCCGGAUAUACAACAAAAAGGGCUCAAUCGAUAAGCAACAAGUGAGCAGCAUCAGCCGGAAAAUGAUGAUGAUGAGCAACAGCAGGCAAGUGGAGGAGACAGAAGAGGACAAAAAGCCGGUGAUAAUGACGUCAUUGGCCGAGACAUCACCGGUGGUGUACAGCGAUUUCAUGUACCUCGACCCAGCGGAUUCCGUCCCCAAGCUGCACACCGACUCCAGCUGUUCGGAGCAAGUGGUCUCCCCUGAAUUCUCCUCGCACAACACGUGCGAAGUCCAGAGCGAGCGCAAGCUGAGCGACUGGGAGAAAGCCGCCCUCGAUUUUCCCUUUAAUUACGUGGAUGCCCCUGCCAUGGACAGCACCGGAAAUGCAUUGAUGAAUCCUCCUCCUCCUCCUCCUCACUUCCAGGGGACUUAUCAGAUGUCGCCGCUCCAGGAUAUGUUCAUGUACCUGCAGAAGCCGUAUUAACUUAAGGACGGGGGGGAAAAAGAAAAGGGAAAAAUCGGAAGUCCAUGUUUAUUACAGUGGAAAACAUGAAAAUUGAAAUUCAUGAGCGCUCGCACGUGUAACAUGAGACCUAGGUCUGUGAGUGUGCACGUGAGAGCUUUGCAUAGGGUAGGGUCCUUAGGGAGAACUGGAGAAGUAGAGGACUAGAAAAUUAAUUAAUGAAAAAAAAAAUAGUCUAGUAGCUGUAGUGGUAAGUAGUAGUAGUCAUGGUGGGUUUUAAGGGGUAAAAUGGGAAAAUAGUGUCCUCGAAUUUCUUGAGUUGGAAUUUGUUAAUAGAAAGUUGGAAUUUCAUGUGUAUAUAGACAAGGUGUCGUAUAUGCAUGCAUGAUGGAAAAGUUUUUAUGGAGGGUUUCAAUGGAUAUUUUGUAAAUUUUGUGCUUGUGUA
Molecule: messenger RNA, 1485 nt
Organism: Coffea eugenioides
Lineage: Eukaryota; Viridiplantae; Streptophyta; Magnoliopsida; Gentianales; Rubiaceae
Product: NAC domain-containing protein 2-like
Exons: 3
Coding region: 135-1061 (308 amino acids)
Biological process (GO): regulation of DNA-templated transcription
Molecular function (GO): DNA binding
Source: RefSeq, a predicted model, not a curated record